CCGGGCUUUGGCUGCGGCCCCGGUGUAGUAGCGGGGGCGGCGGCCGGGGGCAGCGCGGCUCCUUCCCUUGUUGUGUGUGUCGGUGCCUCCUCGCCAUCUUGUUGCAAAGCCCUUUCUUGUCGGCGGGACUCCGGGGGCUGUGGGGCGGGAGGCAUCGGAAGGGAGGAAGAGGAAGAAGGAAGGAAGAAGGCAGUAACGCCUUUUUUUUAUUUUUUGCAUCAAAAUUGUUUUAAUUUGCAAAUUCUUAUUUUGCAAGUAUUUUGGGAGACAUUGAUUUUCCUCCCCGUGCUCCCCCGUUCUUUCCUGAGGAGUGCGCUGCGCCGCCCAGCCCUGUCGCCCCUCGGAGGUGAUCCCUCCCUCCUGCCGGCCCGCCAGCCUGACCUGUGCUUGGCUCACGGGCCGCAACCUCGGCCCCGGCGCGCCCCCGGCUGCUCUCGGCGCGAUGAGCAUAGAGACGCUACUGGAGGCGGCCCGCUUCCUGGAAUGGCAAGCGCAGCAACAACAGAGAGCACGUGAGGAGCAGGAGCGCCUUCGCCUGGAGCGGGAAAGGGAGAGAGAACAGGAGCAGAAGAGGGCAAGUACCUUGGCCAGGUUGGCCCAUGCCCUGCCUGUGGAGGAACCCCGCAUCGAGGCUCCACCGCUACCCUUGUCGCCACCGGCACCACCACCCGCACCACCACCACCUCUUGCCACCCCAACUCCACUGACUGUCAUUCCUAUUCCUGUAGUGACCAACUCCCCACAGUCUCUGCCCCCGCCUCCACCUCUACCCCCAGCAGCCCAGCCUCUACCCCUGGCUCCUCGACAGCCAGCCCUGGUCAGCACCCCUGGACUCAGCAUUAAGGAGCCAAUCCCCCUGCCCACCAGACCACAGGUGCCCACCCCUGCUCCCCUACUGCCUGAUGCGAAGACCACAGUUGCCCCCACUGGCAGCCCCAAGCCUUUGCAGCCCCUCCCUACGCCCAUCCUGACCAUUGCACCACACCCUGGAGUCCAGCCUCAGCUGGCUCCCCAGCAACCACCCCCACCCACGCUUGGGACCCUGAAAUUGGCACCAGCUGAAGAAGCCAAAUCCAGUGAACAAAAGAAGAGGCCUGGGGGGAUCGGAACCAGAGAAGUCCACAACAAAUUGGAGAAAAACAGGAGGGCACAUCUGAAGGAAUGUUUUGAGACCCUGAAGCGCAACAUCCCCAACGUAGAUGACAAGAAGACUUCAAAUCUGAGCGUGCUGCGGACGGCGCUGCGGUACAUCCAGUCCCUGAAGAGAAAGGAGAAAGAGUAUGAGCAUGAAAUGGAGCGGCUGGCACGGGAGAAGAUUGCCACGCAGCAGCGCCUGGCAGAGCUCAAGCAUGAGCUGAGCCAGUGGAUGGACGUCCUGGAGAUUGACCGUGUGCUCCGGCAGACAGGCCAGCCUGAGGACGACCAGGCCUCCACCUCCACAGCCUCUGAGGGCGAGGACAACAUAGACGAGGAAAUGGAGGAAGACCGGGCAGGCCUGGGCCCACCUAAGCUGAACCAUCGUCCCCAGCCGGAGCUGCUGAAAUCUACCCUGCCAGCCCCCAGCACCACCUCUGCGCCUCUGCCCACCCACCCGCAUCCUCAUCCUCACCCAGUGGCCCUGUCUCCUGCCCACCUCCCUGUGCAGCAGCAACCACCACCACAGCAAAAAACCCCUUUGCCGGCCCCUCCUCCCACACCAGCUACCCCGACCCAGACCCUAGUACCAGCUCCAGCACAUCUUGUGGCCACUGCGGGGGGCGGCUCCACAGUUAUCGCCCAUACAGCCACCACCCACGCCUCAGUCAUCCAGACUGUGAACCACGUUCUGCAGGGGCCGGGGGGCAAGCACAUCGCCCACAUUGCCCCCUCCGCCCCCAGCCCUGCUGUGCAGCUGGCACCUGCCACACCCCCCAUUGGCCACAUUACAGUGCACCCUGCCACCCUCAACCAUGUGGCCCACCUUGGCUCCCAGCUGCCCUUGUACCCACAGCCUGUGGCGGUGAGCCAACCUGUGGCAGUGAGCCACAUCGCCCAUACCCUUUCGCACCAGCAAGUGAAUGGCACAGCCGGGCUGGGGCCCCCAGCUACUGUCAUGGCAAAGCCAGCUGUGGGGGCCCAGGUGGUGCACCACCCCCAGCUGGUGGGCCAAACAGUGCUCAACCCUGUGACUAUGGUCACUAUGCCCUCCUUUCCUGUCAGCACACUCAAGCUGGCUUGAGAAUGAGGCCACUUUGGCCCCCAGUGGGGGCAGGGAAGGGGGACCUGACUGUCCCUCUCCCACCCACCAGCUCCACACAUUCCAGC
This is a messenger RNA of Microtus ochrogaster (prairie vole), 2304 nucleotides long. It is a transcript of the gene Mnt, whose product is annotated as MAX network transcriptional repressor. The record is from RefSeq and is a predicted model, not a curated record. Gene Ontology annotation, molecular function: protein dimerization activity; RNA polymerase II cis-regulatory region sequence-specific DNA binding; DNA-binding transcription factor activity, RNA polymerase II-specific. Gene Ontology annotation, biological process: regulation of transcription by RNA polymerase II. Lineage: Eukaryota; Metazoa; Chordata; Mammalia; Rodentia; Cricetidae.